GGAAAGGUUCCGUUCCGAUAUCGAUAGUAGCCGCUGUGAUGUUACUUUUCUUGGUAGGCCUGGUUAUAUAUUUCAGAGUCAAGAAACAAAGACAGAAAGCAAGAAUGCAAGCCGACAGAGUGUCUAGAAAUACGGCUGUACUUGAAGGACAAUAUGUUAACGUCGAUACUAGUAAGCGUUCUGAUAUUAUCUUCGAUCCGAGGGAUUCAUUUAUUGAUCAUUCGAAUAGACAACAAAAUAUUCGCGCCCAAACAAGCACCCUCAACGGAAGUGACUACUCAUAUCCUUACUUCGAGGAAGAUAACACAAGCGCCCACGAUGAAUACGACUACGCGUGCUCAUACACCAAGGACUUCUGCAUGAAGAAUACGACAUUGUAUUCAACUGAAAGACAAGGUGGUGGACGUGGUGUAAAACAACUAAGUGACUGUAACCAGUUUGGCGAGAAGAGUCAUUAUGCAAUUCUCGACUGAACAUCAUUGCACAAAGACAUAGAAUUGUCAACAUUUUCCAAUCAAGAAAAAUUCUUUCUUUAUUUUUUUUUAGAUCUAUACUUCAUAAAAUAGACUUCAUCUAAUAAAGACAUAAGCGUCCAAAUUGAAGGAUAAAAUCAAAUUAUUUAGUGUGGGUAUCAGUUUAUAGAGCGUGCACAUAAUAAUAGCCUCGUUCACGUCGAACUUUUAUCUAGAUAUAUAUCCACUUAACUAGUUAAAAGUUCGACGUGAACCACUCAAUUAUAGCUAGAUAAAGGAAUUAAGUCACUUAAGUUAAGUGACUUAACUUUACUAGAAUAACGGUAAAUUAACUUGCUUAACGGUAAAGUCGGCUCGGAUUACAAGGUCACGAUUACGUAACAUAGGCUUCUAAGCCAGCGUUGUUGUAUUGUACCACCAUUAUCAUCUUCUGGCUGGCAACAACGUACUUUAACAAUGCUAACAACAGCAUCGGAAUAGUCUCAUUAGUCU
Molecule: messenger RNA, 965 nt
Organism: Anneissia japonica
Lineage: Eukaryota; Metazoa; Echinodermata; Crinoidea; Comatulida; Comatulidae
Exons: 4
Coding region: 39-473 (144 amino acids)
Source: RefSeq, a predicted model, not a curated record